CUGCUCCGCUUGCCGUGGAGGACGCAUAGAGAGGCGCGCGCUGUAUCUCGCCUUCACAGGAAUUCGACGAGUUCAUUUAUAAAAAAAAAUAUUUCUUUUAAUCAGAAGGUGUGUGUUCGCUGUGCGGCGGAGCGCGAGGACGCUUCUAAUUGAGUACAAAGUAGAUUUUAAAAAGACGAGAAACAAAAGUAGCGUCCGAGGAUCAAAGCCUUCGAAAGUUUGGGCAGUAACAUUACCGAGCCCGCAUUGGAUACUUUGUUCUUUUUUUUUUUUUUUUGAAGUUUGUUUUUGGAAGACGUUAUUUUUCUCUGUAGUAUAAAAGACAGACUUCUCGCUUCUGAGUGUGUGUGAGGUGUAAGAGUGUGUAUAUAAUUCAACAAGACAUCAUGGUGCGGGACUCCGGGUUGUGUUCAACGACAGGAUUCCUCAUCCUGCUGAUCAUCCUCAAAGCUCAAGCAGGCUUGUCGGCUCAGAAGGUGCGGGUGGAGCCAGAAGUGGUGUCCUAUCCGGGCCAGACGGUGACUCUGCGCUGUCAGUUUCCCGACCCGAGCCAGACCCAGCUCACUCAGGUGUCUUGGAUUUUAGAAUCGGGCUCCAACCCCCGGACCAACAUCGCAGUAUUUCAUCCCACCUUCGGGGUCAAUUACCCUCCGUCUCCAGUGUACGGGCGGGUGAGUUUCACGGCAGAACCGCCAACUCUGGCGAGUCCAACUAUUCAGAUCACGGAAAUUCAACUGACAGAUGAAGGGAAGUACAUCUGCGAGUUCGCCGCGUACCCCUCUGGAAACGAGCAGGGUGUAACCUCGCUCAUCAUACUAGCCAAGCCCGUGAACUCGGCUCGAACCAUCACCGUGUCUGCCGGCAGCACUCCCGUCUCCGUGGCAAGCUGCGAGUCCGCUAACGGGCGGCCACCCGCAAGCAUCACCUGGAUAACGGCUCUGAACGGCAACAGCUCAGCACCGGUGACCACGGACAACUCGGACAACACGGUGACGGUGCGCGGAGAGUACAUGCUCAUCCCCACGGCAGCAGACCAUGGCAAGGACAUCACCUGCGAGGUGUCGCAUCGCACGCUGUCCAGACCCGAGACCUUCCCCAUGAAACUCGUCGUCCAAUAUCCUCCUCAGGUGCAGAUUGUAGGAUAUGACAAUAACUGGUAUAUGGGCCGGACAAGUGUGGCCUUGACCUGCCAGUAUCAGGGGAAUCCCAGUCCUCCCACUGUGAACUGGAAAGUAAGCUCAGGCUUUCUGCCGGAUUCGGUGGAAGUGAAUCAUAAUAAACUGACCAUACGGAAGGUGGACGACGCUGUGAACAACACGUUUAUCUGUGAGGUGACGAACAGCCUCGGCACCGGCAAGGACCAGGUCACUGUGUUCGUCAGAGAAGCACCCAUGCCUCCCUCCAAUGCGGGUGUGGUAGCGGGCGCAGUCAUCGGCAGCUUCCUGGCCCUCCUAUUGGUCGGCGCCCUCAUUGGCGUCUUGAUAACCCGCAGCCGCCGGCAACAGCAGGGUUACCGAGGCAACAGCAAGGGGAACUCCGCCCCUUACGACUCGGUGGCGCGUCUCUUCGGCUCGUCCGGGAGCAAGAACGGCACGGGCAAUCACGGCAACAAUAACGCGCCCAUCUACAAGGGGGACGUGGGGCUCUCCGAGAAAGCCGGGAAUAUCGGGGUGCACCAGGGGGGCGUGGCCUUGGUAGAGAACACACCCACGGCGCAGGACAUCCUGUUGAGCGGCGAGCUGGACGAGGCCGAGCGCAGGAAGUUCGACGAGCUGGAGGACGAGGACGAGCAUUACGACCAGUUCAGCGGCAGCGGGCCGAUCCUGCAGCUCCGCCCACACAACGAGGAGCCCAGCCCCGCCUACCUAGACGACGACAUGGAGUCACAGAGAGACGGCUCUAUCAUCUCCCGGACCGCCGUCUACGUGUGAGGGCGGAAGAGAUGAAGAGGAGAUGGUGAGAAAGAAUGAGAGAGAACAAGCCGAGUGAAACUAGGACUAGAGUGGACCUGCUCCCAAAGGAUUUUUUUCUUCUGUUUUGUUUUGAGAUUGUUCAUUUUAUUUGUCAAAAAUGAUAUAUAUAUAUAUAAAAAAAAAUAAUAAUAAUAAUAACGCACCAGAAAGAGACGGAAAUGAUGGCUGGAUGGACAGAUGGAUGGAUGGAUGGACGGACGGAUUACUCAUGUGAAUACGGGGCAGAUACAGGAUGGGGGGGCGGGGACUGGACUGGACAGAGAGCAGAAACAAAAAGGGUUUAUACAGUACUUCCUAUUUACAGCAAUGGUUGUCAUGGAGACAAUGUCUGAGAGAGAGAACGGAGACUUAAAAUGUGCACACAUCAUUAUACAAAACACACACUCUCUCUUUCUCUCUCUCUCUAUUUUUCUCACCCUUUCUCUCGCUCACACACACGCACACACACACACACGCACAUACUGAAACACCAAGGUUGUGAUUGAAUCCACACUGUGCUUUAGUGGAUGUCUGUAAUCAUGGUUUGGUCAAAAUGAUUUAUUUUUUUAUUCUUCCUUUUCCUUUUUUUUUUUUCCUGCCAUGCGACUGUGGAGCAAGUCUGAUGAGUCUCUUGGUGUGACCUUGCUUCUCUCUCUUCCUUUCUCUUGCUUUGUGUCUCCGGCCCACUAUAUCCUGUCACCCAGAUGACUGGAGGUCGGACUCGGGACGGAGUCUCUCGCGGUGAAGUGUUCUGAUCAAGCACUUCGCUUCUCACAUGAUUGGACACACAUCAAAGUCUUCAUUUUGCCCACUGCACUUCGGUUCAUUAGAUGAAGGAAAGGCAUCAAUUAAGGCUCUACUCAACAAAUAGCUGUUUAACAACAUCAUACAGGCUUUUGAUACGCGGCUCGAGCGCACCGGAUAAUAGCAGACGAGUGCGCCAAGUCUUUUGCGCGCUUAUUACAUUGAUCAAAGCGUCAUCAUAAAUUUAUCAGCCUUCGAGACACUUUAUUACGGUUUUGGGGGUAGCGGCAUUUUUAUAGCUUUAGCAGGAUGCUUUAAUCCGCAAGGUGUGAUUUUUGUUUUUCCGAUUUCCUCGACUACUAAGGAAGUACAGCUUCGUGUGAAUAAAUCCGACUAAAUUGUUGCAAGAACAAGAAGCACAAAAGAUUCUUCCUGAACGAAACACAGAAGAGGGGAUUAAAUCCCAGGGCCGAUCGUCUGCGCACGCCUAAUUAAGACAAAUCACGUUACGUUUCUUGCUAACUGCGGUCUGUUAAUCACUCGAAAACGGUUGUUUAUCAUCGUAGCCGCGCGCUAGGACAUAUCCGGCCUGCUCUAAACAGACUCUUCAUCGCGUGAAUGGCGGAUCGUGUCGAUGAGGCCACGUUUCCUGAUCCCGAUCACGAUCACUGCCGAAAUCUCUGGCUUAAUUAGAGCCACUCUCAGCGAUUCGUUCCGUUUAUAGCGCCGCACGGCUCGAGCGCUCAUCAUUAAUCACGAUCAGCAGGUCGUUCAGUGUUUUGCUAGAUUUCAAAAUGUUUUAAUUGACCCCUAAAUCAAAGAAGGGGAAAAAGAAACAUGGACGGACGAGCUCGCUCACACGAACGUAUGCAGUCAAUCAGUCGGCGCCGCUUCCUUACCAGCCGAGGAUCCGACAUCAAUAAUCCCGCCGCACAUAAAGCCUUGACCUUCCGUCUACGUGCGCGGGGAAGAUGUAAUUAAUGGCGAAAAUAAUCAUUACCGCUACAUUGAGCUCUAAUCUCUAAUUGUACAAAGCUAAUUAAUCAACUCCAUAUUUAAUAAACGCGCACGUCCUAAUUGGUUGUCAUGGCCGCGCGGUUAAAUAUAUCUCUUCUCACACAGUCGGCUUUUCGUAUUCCUUUCUUCUAAUCUCUCCUUUUCAUUUAUCAGUGUUUGGUCUCUUGGUCUGAAGGCGGGCGCUAUUCAUAGAGAGAGGGGGAGAGAUAAAGCCUGAUGAAAUUACUCGUUGAGAAAGCGUGAUUGUGUUCGUGUGUGUGUGUGUGAGUGUAUAUAUACAUACAUAUAUAAAUAUAUCUAUUUUUCGGUGUAAGGUGUCUGCAACAUAUAUGUACACAAUUUAUUUUUCUUAAACGAGGAAAAUGUGAUAAAUGUCCAAACAUCUAUUGUAAAUAGGCAAUUAGACGGAUCGCUGCCCGCUCGGUGUUUCUGCCCGCAGAUCAGCCCUAAACCGCCUGGCACUAAAUGUCAUCUCCAAUUGAAUUUUUAUUUUACAAUCCAUCUGUUCGAGAAAGGGGCGGGGGGGGGGAAUCAAUAAGUGGUGUAUUCACACACAUUAGUGUACUGUGUACUGUAGGCACCUAUUUUUAGUGAGCGGUGAAGUCUCACACACCUAUAGAGACCUGUUUCAGUGAGUGAUACGGCUUCGCGCGCACACACACACACACACACACACACACA
This is a messenger RNA of Clarias gariepinus (North African catfish), 4394 nucleotides long. Its product is annotated as nectin-2. The transcript has 7 exons. NCBI's taxonomy places the organism in Eukaryota, Metazoa, Chordata, Actinopteri, Siluriformes, Clariidae. The record is from RefSeq and is a predicted model, not a curated record. Bases 387 to 1931 code for a protein of 514 amino acids.